Cylindrotheca closterium is the source of this 2025-nucleotide messenger RNA. NCBI's taxonomy places the organism in Eukaryota, Bacillariophyta, Bacillariophyceae, Bacillariales, Bacillariaceae. The record is from the annotation of a GenBank genome assembly.
AUGACAGCAACUAAGCGAUCCGAAGAGCCUUCCCUUUUGAGGAGGGCAAUAGACCCAGCUCCAUCUACCGAUCACGAAUUGGCUGCUGCCAAGGCAGAUGCUGAAACAAUGUCAACAGGAUCCGCCGGAAACUUCACGGCGGGACUAAGCGUCGAUAGCGAUGUGUCCUCGAUAGAUGAUAGUGUCGUCGACUUGGGCACUCCUUUCGAUCGCCUUGUCGACUUCUUUGUUGUGAUGGGGGCCGAUAUGAAUGUAGAGAACAAGAAAACGAAGAAGCCUACUGAUCUUCAGUUUGAAACACAUCUAAUUGAUUGUGUGCCAAAGCAGAGACAAGACAUGGACUUUCCAAUGGAGAUGCCCCAAUUCUGUUUCCCUGGAGGAUGUAGACUUUCUUGCAAACAAAAGGAAACCAAGGUCUUUAACUUUGUUCUCACUACGAGUGCAGGAGAUCUGCUAUUUCUAUCAGCGGCGAUGAUGUACGAGCCCAUCACCUCGGUGGGGCUAUCCGAGUUGUACUGGGAUCGUAGUAUCUCGCUACCUGCUUGGUUGUCCAAUGCGGAAGACGGUGCCACGUACUACAUUCCAAAGGCGAUUGCUGUUGUUUCCCACUACCCGUACUACGAUGCCCAAUCACAGUUCUUGCACGAGCUAAUGCGAUUAAAGAGCACGGGAUCUCCUCUUCCUCUGGAACGCUACAUUGCAAACUUUGUUUAUGAUAUCCCUCUCCCCCGUCCAGGCGGUGCAGCUGUCCGUUGGGACUGUUUUGGACGAUCCAAAUCAGGACUCGAACUCGUCAUGGGAUCUCCCAACAAGCUCCCAAUGGUAUUCUUUUCCUAUGAACCACUCUUCCGAACACUCAGUGUCUCCAACGUUUUGACUUUAUGGGCAACCUUGCUACAAGAAGGCAAGGUUGUCCUUCAAUCGAACCACUUGAGUCUCUUGACUCCUGUCGCGGAAGCACUUUUGAGUCUUCUAUUCCCCUUUACAUGGCAGGGAAUGUACAUUCCAAUUCUACCCAACAGCAUGGUAGAUGCGAUCGAAGCACCCAUUCCAUUUCUGGUUGGUAUUCACGGUGAAUGCCAGAAUCAGCAACCUCAGGGAGUGGUCAUUUGCGACCUCGAUGAAGAUAUUGUCCAUUUGGGAUAUGAUUACAAUGGCAAGGAGGCCAGUAUGCCUGUUUUGCCCCGACAAGCUUCUCUCAAGCUCAAGUCGGAGCUGUCCGGCAUUGUGGACCAAAUGUAUUUGAUCCCCGCGUGUGGACUCAAGGGAAGAAUCACUCGUGGAACAGACGAACUCUUGUCCAACUCGCAGCGUGAAAUCUACGGCCACAUGUCCAUUCUGAAGGAAAGUUCCAAUGUGGAUAUGCGUGAGCAAAUCUUGAGCGAUGCUGGAUCCGUCAAGAUGACUGGAGAAGGCGAAGAAAAUCAUGGAGAGUCUAACAACAUGCCGCAAGAGUCGGACGCUCAAUCUCCCAUCACUCCGAAACGCGUCGUAGGUUUGAGCUACGAAGGAAUGAAGAAGCAGCGAGAACGUGUGGCCAAGUCCUUUUACGACAGGAAUAGUCGCUUGGAGAAUUCGGUUCGACAUGUUUUCUUGUCCUUCCUUACAUCACUCCUCGGCGAAUACAAAAAGUACCAGAUGCAACCCUUUCGAAAACAAGCUUAUUUGACUACAUUUAUCGGCAACAGCAAGGAACUUGCUGAGAGUCUCAUCAUGUCUCAAAUGUUUGAACAGUUUUUGACUGGUCCUGAAGCUCGAAGGAACUUGUUUGACAAGUGCAUUAGCACCGGUGGUAAGGAAACCUCCAAGGAACCAGAAGGAGGUAAAAUUGGCAAAAUGAGAGAACCGCGAUUGGAAGCCCUCAUCCCUCAACCUCCAUACGAUGCUGGUGUUUGGAAGAACAAGAUUUAUACAUACGAUGCAUUCCCAAAGUUGGAUGAGGCCGAGUUGCUUGCCCACAGCGUCUAUGAUCCAUCCAUGUGCUCCUUCCAGAUGUGUUGCUGGGAUCUAUGCGGACCUAAAUAA